AUGUCACAAACCACCCUCCCGGGCUCAGACAUCAAGCCAUGGAUACGCCCUGCACCACAGGGAUACAAAUUCAUCAAUGCCAACAUCGUCGAUGUCGAAACAGGCACAAUCAAAGCAAACACAACCCUCAUCACCACUGAGGGCAAAAUCACCUACAUCGGCUCAGAAUCAUCCAUCCCAGCUUCACCAAUCAGCCUCAAAACGGUAGACUGCCAAGAGAAAUAUCUCUGCCCCGGUCUAUUCGAUGCCCACGUACAUUUAUGCGCAGUUCCGGGCUAUAGUGACUUAUCCAAAGCCUUCGGCAAUCCGAAUGACGUACACCUUUUGCGCCAGCCUUACACAGCCUCGCAGAUGCUGCAUCGCGGCUUCACCAGCAUCCGCGACUGUGGCGGUGCCCAGCUCGCCUUGAAGGAGGCAAUUGAAGACGGUGUCUUCCCUGGCCCGCGCGUUUUUAUCGCAGGCCAUGCUCUCUCGCAAUUUGGUGGACAUGGUGAUCUGCGCGGCCCGCAUGAGGCUACGGAAUGCUGCGGCGGCACUCACGACAAUAACCACCUAGGCCGCAUGUGCAACGGUGUGCCGGAGUGUAUUGCUGCUGUCCGUGAGGAGAUUCGACGCGGCGCCGACUUUAUCAAGAUUAUGGGCUCCGGUGGUGUGGCUUCGCCAACGGAUAAGCUAGAGCAUCUGCAGUUUACAGUGGCGGAGAUUCAGGCGAUGGUGGAAUGUGCUGAUAAUGCCGGGACUUUUGUCACGGCCCAUGCCUAUACUGUGAAGGCUAUCCGGCAUUGUAUCGAUAAUGGUGUCCGUGGUAUUGAGCACGGGAACUUCGUUGAUGCACCCACUGCCAAGCUCAUGGCCGAGAAGGGGGUCUACUUGACGCCUACGCUUAUCGCAUAUGCUCAGAUGGCUUCUGAGCGGUGGAAGAACUACCUGCCUAUUGAGUCCCAGACAAAGAAUUCGAUCGUGUUAAAGUCUGGUCUUGAGGCUUUGAGGGUUGCCUCGGAGGCUGGUGUGACUAUGUGCUAUGGCUCUGAUUUGCUGGGUCCACUGGGCUCUGCGCAGACCCAUGAAUUUGCACUGCGCUCGCAGGUCUUAUCAGCACUGGAGAUCUUGCGUAGUGCUACUGUGAACCCAGCGAAGAUGAUGGGAUGCGCGGAUGAGCUGGGUCAAAUCAAGGAGGGCUUCCAUGCUGACGUUGUGAUUCUAAAUAAGAACCCGCUUGAUGAUGUGACCGUCUUUGAUAAGCCUGAUGCACAUGUGCUUGGUGUGAUGAAGGAUGGUCGUGUCUAUAAGAGUAGGUGGGAUGCAUUGCUGGAGGAUGGUCAGAUUCCAGUGAGAGUACAAUGA
This is a messenger RNA of Penicillium roqueforti, 1344 nucleotides long. RefSeq names its product metal-dependent hydrolase family protein. The transcript has a single exon. Lineage: Eukaryota; Fungi; Ascomycota; Eurotiomycetes; Eurotiales; Aspergillaceae. The coding region runs from base 1 to 1344 and encodes 447 amino acids. The record is from RefSeq and is a predicted model, not a curated record. Gene Ontology annotation, molecular function: hydrolase activity, acting on carbon-nitrogen (but not peptide) bonds.